Messenger RNA from Tribolium madens (black flour beetle), 1640 nucleotides. It is a transcript of the gene IntS14, whose product is annotated as integrator complex subunit 14. Gene Ontology annotation, biological process: snRNA 3'-end processing. The record is from RefSeq and is a predicted model, not a curated record. Gene Ontology annotation, cellular component: integrator complex. The transcript is spliced from 6 exons. Lineage: Eukaryota; Metazoa; Arthropoda; Insecta; Coleoptera; Tenebrionidae. Bases 140 to 1633 code for a protein of 497 amino acids.
UUUUUUAUGUUUUGACAGUUGUCUAGUCAGCUGGCCACCAAUAUAAACAUUUUCAAAAUGAUUUUACAAAACGAAUUUAAUUUAUAAAAAAUGUGUGGUUUUUAAUUUAAACUAAUUAGUGUUUAAUUGUUGGGCCAAAAUGCCGACAGUGUUACUUUUAGACGUGUCUUUAUCUAUGACAAGGCCGGUCCAAAUUACCGAAAAUUUGGAGAAAACAAGAAAGCAUUUAGCAGUUUUGGGCAUUAAUGCGUUUCUGGAUCAUUUGAGUGUCCAUUCUAAGCUUGAAUUCAUUUCUUUGAUGGCAUUUUCUUCACUUUAUGAAGAAAAAUGUGCCUUUACCAGAGAUUACAGUCUAAUUAAAAACGAGCUUCUCAACACUGACGACUACGAUAAAACAUGCAUCGAAACGGCCCUUCAUGGCGUUAAUCAGAUGGUUUUAGGCGAAUGGGGAAAUAAUACAGCAUGUCAGAUAAUACUAAUUACUGAUGGAAGCACCGGUUUAGGUCCAAUGUCUUUGAAAGAGUCUUUCGCUACUUUGAACCAACGAACGGCAGCAAACCCAUUUCCUGUACCAUUUUCGUUCCCUGCCAAACUUCAUAUCGUUUGCAUAGCGCCUCCGAAUGAUCCCAACUUGGUAAAAUCAAAGUCUCUAUAUCAGAGAUUGGUCGAUUUGACUGGUUACGACGGUUCCAUUUCAAUCCCCGACGGUCCAUUAAAUGAGACCACAGUGGUCAACAUGUUUCAAAAAUUAGCCGAAGACAUGUACACCUCAUUUAAAGGCACCCUAAAAUGUGGCAACCUUGAGUCGAAAAUAAUUCUAUCCCCGGCACCUGUACCAUACACAAAAGUCACCGAUUUCGAUUACCAAACCUAUAAUUUAUCAGACCUCAUCGAGGUUUGCGGUUUUAUUUCUGUAAGCGAUGUGGGAUCCCCAAUGGCCGUAAGUCGCCAUUUAGUCCUCUCCGCCAGUGCCAACAAAGACCAUCUACCAUUAUCGGCCGAAAUUGACUUAACAGACGACGACGCUACAGACGAAGGCAAAGUGCCUUCAUUUUGCGUCCUUUUGCAUGGAGCACUUAAGGUUGAAAAUAUGGCAGCGCUGGUGACACUGGCCGAUAAUUGGUUCGGUUUUGUCUAUUCUUGGGCCGAUUCGAAGAAAAAAUCGAACUUGAUGUUGACGAUUCUGACGCCCGGAUCGGAUGUUGUUCCGUGGUUGGGCGACUUGAAUAAUUUGGGACCGAUAGACUCGCCCCAGGAACACAUGGGGGCCUUUCCGGUGCGUCCGCAGGAAAAAAGGAGUUACUCCCAAAAUGGGGUGGUGUGGAUUAGGCAAGCGGGGCUUCAGAGCGACAUACAGAAGAUUCUGAGGCAUGCCCGGAAGCUACCAGAAAAGACUCAGCAGUUUUAUAAGGAGUUGAAUCGACUUCGGAAGGCCGCGAUUUCGCUUGGCUUCUUGGACCUUUUGAACGGUUUGGCUUACAUUUUUGAACAGGAGUGCAUGCACCUUCCCGGAAGCGCCCAUCCUGACUGUGCUUUGCAACUCCAACAUGCUGCUGAUGUCUUAAGAAAAACACAAAACCACGAUAUUAAAUAUGUUGUUGUACCUUUACAAACUAAUUACAACAGUUCUUAAUUUUUUA